Messenger RNA from Prunus mume (Japanese apricot), 2864 nucleotides. Lineage: Eukaryota; Viridiplantae; Streptophyta; Magnoliopsida; Rosales; Rosaceae. The record is from RefSeq and is a predicted model, not a curated record.
AUGAGUUUGGCUAAAUUAAAGCCUCUAACUUUAGCUGCAAAAUCCACUUUGAAUCACAAACCCAUGUCCAAACCAACCAUAAAUUUGUCAAUUUUAGAGACCCAUUUGCCCAAAUGCCAAAAUCUCAAGCAAUUCAAUCCCAUACUCUCUCAGAUGAUCCUCACUGGCUUCAUCAGGGACACAUAUGCUGCAAGUAGAAUUCUCAAGUUCUCCAGCGACUCUUCCUUCAUUCACAUUGAUUUGUCCCUGAGAAUUUUCAAUCUGAUUGAGGACGCAAAUGGGUUCAUUUGGAACACUAUGAUGAGAGCUUAUAUACAAAGAAACUGCCCUCAAAAGGCUUUAAAUUUAUACAAACUGAUGGUGGAUAAGAAUGCGGAUCCUGAUAAUUACACUUACCCACUUUUGGUUCAAGCGUGCGCCAUCCUGGUAUCAGAGUUUGAAGGAAGACAGAUACAUAAUCACAUUUUGAAGACGGGUUUUGAUUCAGAUGUUUAUGUUCAGAACACAUUGAUCAAUAUGUAUGCUGUUUGUGAGAAUAUGAGUGAUGCCCGGAACUUGUUUGAUGAAAUUCCUGUUUUAAAUCCAGUGUCUUGGAAUUCGAUUUUGGCAGGGUAUGUUAGGGCUGGGGAUGCGGAGAAGGCAAAGCUUAUAUAUGAUCGGAUGCCUGAGAGGAACACAAUUGCUUCGAAUUCUAUGAUUGUGCUGUUUGGUAGGACAGGUUGUGUAACUGAGGCUUGUCGAUUGUUUAAUGAACUGCCCGAAAAAGAUAUGGUUUCCUGGAGCGCAUUGAUUUCUUGUUAUGAGCAAAAUGAGAUGUAUGAGGAGGCUUUAGCUCUGUUUCUGAGAAUGGUUGCUAAUGGAGUUAUGGUGGAUGAGGUUGUGGUGGUCACUGUUCUUUCUGCAUGUGCACGCUUAUCAAUUGUCCAGACAGGGAAAUUGAUCCAUGGGCUAGUUGUGAAAAUUGGAAUUGAAGCUUAUGUUAAUCUUCAAAAUGCCAUUAUUCACAUGUAUUCAAGUUGUGGGGAAAUUAUGGCUGCCCAAAAACUGUUCAAUGCAGCCUACCACUUGGAUCAGAUAUCCUGGAACUCGAUGAUAUCAGGGUACUUGAAAUGUGGUUUAGUUGAAAAGGCUUGGACAUUAUUUGAUUCCAUGCCCGAGAAGGAUAUCGUGUCGUGGAGUGCAAUGAUAUCAGGUUAUGCUCAACAUGACCGCUUCUCAGAAACUUUGGCAUUGUUUCAGGAGAUGCAGCUUCUUGGAAUCAGGCCUGAUGAGACCACUUUGGUGAGUGUUGUCUCAGCUUGCACUCAUUUGGCGGCCCUUGAUCUCGGCCAAUGGAUUCAUGCUUAUAUAAGGAAAAAUGGCCUUAAGAUUAAUGUAUUUUUGGGAACAACCCUUAUAAACAUGUACAUGAAAUGUGGGUGUGUGGAAAACGCAUUGGAGGUUUUCCAGGGGACUGCAGAAAAGGGAGUUUCUACUUGGAAUGCUCUUAUUCUUGGGUUGGCAAUCAACGGGUUGGUGGAGAAGUCACUUGAAAUGUUUUCAGAGAUGAAAAAAUGUGGCGUGGCACCUAAUGAGAUAACCUUUAUUGGAGUUCUCGGGGCUUGUCAACACAUGGGCUUAGUCGAUGAAGGGCGCCGCCAUUUUGAUUCCAUUGUCCAGGAACACAAGAUAGAACCCAACGUUAAGCAUUACGGUUGCAUGGUUGAUCUUCUGGGGCGUGCUGGUAUGCUCAAGGAAGCAGAGGAACUCAUUGAGAGUAUGCCAAUGACACCAGAUGUUGCUACUUGGGGUGCCCUACUAGGGGCCUGUAAGAAACACGGGGACCAUGAUAUGGGAGAGAGGAUAGGAAGAAAGCUCAUUGAGCUUGAUCCUGACCAUGAUGGGUUCCACGUAUUGUUGUCGAAUAUAUACGCUUCAAAAGGUAACUGGGAUGAUGUUCAUGAGAUUAGGGAAAUAAUGGUGCAACAUGGGGUGGUAAAGAUGCCAGGUUGUAGCAUGAUUGAAGCAAAUGGAAUAGUUCAUGAGUUUUUAGCAGGAGAUAACAAACACCCUCAAAUAGAGGAGAUUGAGAAGAAGCUAGAUGAAAUGGCUAAGAAACUGAAGAUGGAAGGUUAUGCACCAGAUACGAAUGAGGUUUCAUUUGACAUUGAUGAAGAAGAGAAGGAAACUGCUCUUUUCAGACAUAGUGAGAAACUCGCCAUUGCCUUUGGGCUUAUCUGUACAAGUCCGCCAACACCAAUAAGAAUAAUAAAGAAUUUGCGAAUAUGCAAUGAUUGUCACAUGGCAGCAAAGUUCAUCUCGAAAGCUUUCAGUCGAGACAUUGUGCUGAGGGAUCGGCACCGGUUUCACCACUUUAAGCAAGGAUCUUGUUCUUGCAAGGAUUAUUGGUAGCAGACUAGUAUCACAUAACUAAGUUGGUAAGAACAUUAUCCACCUUGUUAAUGUUGGUUUAUUGCUUUAGAACUUCUCCGGUUCUACCAAGAACUGGAAAGGCAGGGUGUGGCACCAACAUGAUGCUUUUGCAAUCAAGCUACGUGCGCUGACAACUCCAAAUAGAUCAUGGGGUUGAAGAUCAAUGCAGUUACUACCUCUGCAAGGUGAAGGAAGGCAGUGAAGUUUAUUAUGUUGGAUAGAAGGAUGAAUUCAGAGUUCGAGAAACCAGUGGUGGACAUCUAAUGGAAUGAUUUGAACUGUACAAAAAGUCUCAUGUUUCUCUCUUUUUCAUGGUCACGGGUUCUAAAUCUGAAGACACUCUCUGUAAUAGCAUCCCACCAUAUAAUGAUGUGAGCAACAAUUACAAUAAGAAACUUGUGAGCAUUGCUUUUAAGGAAUGUCUUACUCCAGUGAGCUUGGAUGCUGUUUUG